AUGAAUGCCGUUUGCCCCCUGCUGAUUGGCUGGCUGGCAGUGGCUGUGUGCGCGGGGUUUUGGGGGGCCUGCGGGCAGCAGCUGAAGAUGGCCCGAGCGCCUCUGCUGCCGCACAAGCCCUUCAUCGUGGUGUGGAACGCCCCCACCGAGUCCUGCCGCCUGCGCUUCGACGUGGACCUGGACCUCAGCGUCUUCGACAUCGUGGCCAACCUCAACGAGACGCUGAGCGGGCCCAACGUCACCAUCUUCUACCACACUCACCUGGGCUACUACCCCUACUACGGCCCGGACCUGUCUCCCGUCAACGGCGGCCUGCCCCAGAACCAGAGCCUGACCAAGCACCUGAACAAGGCCCGCUCCGACAUCGACAAGCUCAUCCCCUUCAAGGACUUCCGGGGCCUGGGGGUGAUCGACUGGGAGAACUGGCGGCCGCAGUGGGUGCGGAACUGGGGAUCCAAGGACAUCUACCGCAACAAGUCCAAAGAGCUGAUAAGGACGGACCACCCGCAGUGGCCUGACAGCAAGGUGGAGAAAGAGGCCAAGGAGCAGUUCGAGAGGGCAGGCCAGGCCUUCAUGAACUCCACCCUGCUGCUGGCGGAGGGCCGCCGCCCGGACGGCCUCUGGGGCUUCUACUUGUUCCCCGACUGCUACAACUACGGCUACAAGCAGCACCCGCACAAGUACACGGGCGAGUGCCCCAACGUGGAGCACGUGCGCAAUGACCACCUGAUGUGGCUGUGGAAGGAGAGCACCGCGCUUUACCCCUCCAUCUACCUGGACUACGAGCUCAAGUCCACGCCCAACACCCUCAAGUUCGUCCACUACCGCGUCAAGGAGGCCAUGAGGAUUGCGUCCAUCGCGCGCGGUGAUUUCACGCUGCCUGUGUUUGUGUACUCUAGACCCUUUUACGCCUACACCUUUCACGUGCUCUCAGAGAGCGACCUGGUCCACACUAUCGGUGAGAGUGCAGCUUUGGGGGCCGCGGGGGUAGUGCUGUGGGGAUCAUCAGAAUAUGCCCGCUCUCAGAGGAACUGCCUGGUGGUGAAGAAGUACAUUGACGGGCCCUUGGGGCACUACGUCAUCAACGUGACGUCAGCGGCCAAGCUGUGCAGCAAGGCGUUGUGCAAGAAGAACGGGAAGUGUGUGCGGAAGAGCCUGGAGUCCGGGGCCUACCUGCACCUCAACCCCCGUUUCUUCCGGAUCCACAGCAACCCGGGCUCCCAGGGGCCCCGCUUCCACGUCAGCGGGCACCUCAACAAUGACGACAUCCUGGACAUGAAGCACAAGUUCACCUGCCAGUGCUACCAGGGCUGGACGGGCAUCUUCUGCGAAAUGCCCGAAUCUCCGCCCUACCCCCCGCGCCCCCAGGACGGCCUGCUCACGGACAUCCUGGUCCUCCUGUCCCUCCACUUCUCCUGCCUGUCCGUCAUCACCUUCCUCGCCCUCUGCCUCAUCAUCAAAUGCCUCAUACUGUAG
Megalops cyprinoides (Indo-Pacific tarpon) is the source of this 1476-nucleotide messenger RNA. RefSeq names its product hyaluronoglucosaminidase 6 (gene hyal6). The transcript is spliced from 3 exons. Lineage: Eukaryota; Metazoa; Chordata; Actinopteri; Elopiformes; Megalopidae. The coding region runs from base 1 to 1476 and encodes 491 amino acids. Gene Ontology annotation, biological process: carbohydrate metabolic process; hyaluronan catabolic process. Gene Ontology annotation, molecular function: hyalurononglucosaminidase activity. The record is from RefSeq and is a predicted model, not a curated record.